AGAGAAAAAGGACACGGACUGAGUUGAACACACUGAAAAUAAAGAGUGAAAUUAAGAAGACUACUACAGCAGUAGUUAGAAGGUUAAGCCACUUUUAGUUUGAGUGUACCUAAGGCUUUAUUGUUUUCAUUCAGCCAACGAAAGAGCACAGUAUCUUAUGUUCUGUUCUGGAGCUAGCUAGCUUGCUCAGCCUUGUGAAAGUAUAGCUAGUGCUAGCUAGCUGACGUGAUUUGUGCAAGAGAACGUGCUGCUCAAAUAGCGCCCAAUUAACCCGGACACUCGUGGUUCCUUAGAGGCAGCCUAAGAGGGAGCCACGCCACUGACGAGCGCUGCUAUCUACUGGGACCGUGAGCAGUUCCAUUCAGCUACGUGGGACAAGCAGGAACGGAAGGAGUUGUACUUCUACAAGUUGCUGGCUCAAACCAGCAGCUACAAAGGGACGGGCCAUGUUCCAAUCACCUGAGAAGCGUCCUGAUGAGAAAAGAUCAGUCUCUCCUGAACCCAGCCAUGUUUCUGUGAGAAGUGACAGCUCCAUGGGCGAACCUAUCAACUUCAGUGACAAACAACAAUGGUUUCCUGCCAUAGAAGGAUCAGUCUCUCCUGAACCCAGCCAUGUUUCUGUGAGAAGUGACAGCUCCAUGGACAAAGUUACCAACUUCAGUGACAAACAACAAAGGUGAGAUCAUGUUGGUAAUGCCAGGGCUGUGGUACAGUUAGAUUGGAUAAGACCCCAUGACUUUGAGUGACGGUUUCAUUGUUUCCUUACAUCUCCUUUUCUGGCUGUCCUUUUUAAAACCACAAGCUGUGUUUCCAAAGUUUUUUGUUUUAGGUGCUUGACAUUCUGUUUUGUAUAGAAGGCAGGUAUAACACAUUCAAGCCUUAUGACAAAAACAUAGUAGUGUGGAUGUAGUCUGAGCCAAGGUAGGAAAAACAAUGAACUUCAUGCAAGAAAAAUGUAUUAUUUUCCUAAAUUUUUCUUACAUUUGAUCGUAUGGUUAGUUCGAACAAACAUGACAUUUCAGAUUUAACAAACUCUUCUAACUCUGCUCUGACAAAUAUAGAGUAUAUAGUGUGUAUAUUGUAGCCUAUAUACAAGAGUAUAAAUCCCCUCAUGGAUGCUUUUCAUUGGUUUUGUUGUGUUAGGUUUUAUCUCCAAUGUCACAACAAAUAAAACUAUUCAUCGUAUUUGUAAAAGAUCCUGUGACAAAUGUGAGGCGGAACUAAUGUUUCGACGUCCGCAUCUCUUUAACGGUGGAACAGUAUGUAAACAAAACGCUCUUUCGCCGUAGCCAGGGGUCGGCAACCCGCGGCUCUGCAGCGGCUCUGCAGCGGCUCUGCAGCGGCUCUGCAGCGGCUGUGUGUGUGCGCGCACGCCCCCCUAGACAGCAUACACAGGCCCCGGGGCUCUGCCCCCACUCAUUCACAUAGUGAGAUCAGCGCUCGUUCACGUGAAGCAGCCGGUCAGUGACAAACAAGACACUGUUCAGAAACCAAGUUGAAACGAAAGUACGAUGAAGCCGGUCUUGCUCUUGGGUUCACAGUGAAUGAAGGAGGACAUGAGGAGAGACUUGUAUGGAUUUUAGGUCUGAAAACUCUGGCAGCUGACAGUAUGAGACCCAACAUAUUAAGAAGACACUUAGAAACAUUACAACCCAAUCACAUGCAUGUGUUCUUUUUGGUUGAGCUUUAUUAUCGUUGUAACAAAGUGAUCAUAAUUUAAUUAAUUUCUCUAUUUUUGAAAAAGUACAGACUGAUGGAGGAAUGUAGUGAUACAUGUCACAAAAAGUACCUAAAUUUAGUUGAAUUCAAGCAAUGUUAUUGCACUAAUCUUUGAAAAAAGUGCCAAAUGUCACAAAAAGUUGUUUGAAAAAGGUUUUUUAUUUGCACAUCAGAAAUUCCUGAAAGUUAUGUGAAUUUAAUGUAAAUACACAUGUUAAACUUGGCCCACUUUGUCAUUUUGUUUGGGCAGGGGAGCAGGUUUGGCAUGAAAAAUAUAGCUCCAAAGUGGGGCAUGAAAACCACUGUGUUAAAGUCAUCCUUCAUUCAGAAAUGUGUUUUUUUAAUUGCUACUUCUCUUUGAUGUUUGAGCUUGACUGGGCAGAAUGACGUACACUGGUGCACACUGGUGGGCGGCUGUGGCUGAGGGGUAGAGUGGUCGUCCUCCAACCUGAUGGCGGUUCGAUCCCCAGUCUGAACCGUCUGCAUGCCGAAGUGUCCAUGGGCAAGAUGCUGAACCCUGAAUUGCCCCCCAUAGAAUAACAAAGUGCUGCAAGUAGAUGCACUGUAUGAAUGUGUGUGUGAAUGUGUGUGUGAAUGGGUGAAUGAGAAACUGUACUGUAAAGCGCUUUGAGUGGUCAUCAUCAGACUAGAAAAGCGCUAUAUAAAUACAAAUCCAUUUACCAUUUACCAUAUACCUUGAGUUUAAUUGACAUAUUGGAGCUCUAAAUAAUUUGGCUGUUAAUGUUUGACAUUGUAAAAUCAUUUCUACCAUUUGUGUGAAAGGUUUCCUGACAAAGAAGGAUCAGUCUCUCCUGAACCCAGCCAUGUUUCUGUAAAAAGUGACAGCUCAAUGGACAAAGUUAUCAACUUUAGUGACAAACAACAAAGCAAACUCCAGACACAGAAAGAGAUAGACAACCGAUCUCAGGAUGACCCAUUCGACUUCGACAAUGAUGAUGAAGAACUUAUAUUUCCACUGGACUUCUCAAAACUCAAUGGGAUAAAAGAGGAAGAAAUCAGCUUGGUGGGACUUCUUAAUCAUUUAUUGAAGGAGACCAAAGAAUCUGUCAUAUCUAACUAUGAAAAUGUCAAAGUUGUAUUUGUCUUGGAUGGACUGGACCGUUAUCUACAACCUCUUGACUUCGACCACAGUGACAUUUUGACAGAUGUCCGACAGCCAGCCUCAGUGAAUGUGCUAUUGACAAACCUCAUCAGAGGAAACCUGCUUCCUUCGGCCCAGCUCUGGAUAACCUCCCGAUCUUGCUCCCUGCCUGAUAAGUCAUAUGACAAGAUGACAGAAAUACGAGAGAAAGAUGCCAAGGAGGAACUCGGAGAUCACCUGAAGAAGAGAAUUCUCAAAGAUUAUAAAGAUCAGAAUGAAAAAGAGAUUGACACAGAACUCUUUGUGAUAAAAGCUGUCAAAAGCAAGAAAGACGAACCACAACUUCUAAAAAGUUACAAUGAAAUAUUUGAACCUUCUAAGAAAAACAUAACACGAACAGUUCUAAUGAGGGGUGUUCCUGGUAUCGGCAAAACAUUUCAAAACGGGAUGUUCAUGGUUGAUUGGGCAAAAGGAAACUCCAACAAAGACAUAGACUUGAUUGUGUCUUUUAAUUUCAAUCAGCUAAAUUCAAUAAGACACAAAACUCUAAGCAUGGAAGAUCUGCUUAAUAAUUUCUUCAGUGAUUUCAAACCACGACAAGUUCCCACCUAUGACAAGUAUAAAAUAGCUUUUAUCCUUGAUGGCCUGGAAGAAUGUAAACUUGAUCUUGACUUUGAAAAAGACAAGGACCUGGCUGACAUAACAGAGCAAGCCUCAGUGGAUGUGCUGCUCAAAAACCUCAUCAAGGGGACGUUGCUUCCCUCUGCUCGACUGUGGAUCAUCUCUCAACCUUCAGGAGUUGACAAGAUUCCUUCUCAAUAUAUUCAGAAAGUGACAGAAUGUCGAGAGACCUUGAAGCGCCGACAGCAGCUGGUAUCAAGCCUGAAGAAAAGAUUUCGUGGAGAAUACUCUCAAAAUGAAGACAAAACUCAUCGCAACCAGAAAUACACUGAACACAUUAUUAGAGAAGAAUGUGUUGGUGACGCCAAUGAUGAAGAGAAAAAUGGAAAGCAAAAAUCAUUCAAAAAAGUGAAUGAGACAUCUGAAAUCUUCAAAUGUGAAGAAGGACAGACAAUAAGAACUCUGCUUACUAUUGGAGAACCUGAUGUUGGAAAAACCUUCCACGUAAAGAAGUUCAUUCAAAAAUGGGCAGGAAAUAAUUAUAUGAAAUUAUUUUCCACUUUCUUUUGGACCCGUUUUGUCAAAGCAAAGGAUGAUGAAGAACUUAUAUUUCCUCUCGACUUCUUAAAACUUAAUCGGAUGAAAGAGGAAAAAAUCAGCUUGGUGGGACUUCUUAAUCAUUUAUUCAAGGAGACCAAAGAAUAUGUCACAUUUCAAUGGAAACUCAAAUCUCAGCUGAGGGAGCAAUUCACCUGGGUGUCUGAGGGGAUUGAUACGCAGAAAACCUCUGCUCUUCUGAAUUAUGUCUUCACAAAUGUCUUCAUCAUAGAGGGACAGAGGGGAGAUGUCAAUGCUCAGCAUGAGGUCAGACAGGUUCAGGAGGGAAAAUUCAAAACAGUAACAGAAGAAAAGCCCAUUAGAUAUCAUGACAUCUUCAAACCUGGAUGUGAAAAUAUACCAAUUAGAACUGUGCUAACCAUCGGAGAGGCAGGCAUUGGAAAAUCUUUUGCAUUAAAGAAGUACAUGCUGGACUGGGCUGAGGGUAAAGCCAAUACACACAUACAAUAUAUAUUUCCUCUUCAUUUCCGAGAGUUGAAUUUUCAAAAAGACAGAGAGCUAAGUUUCGAAGAACUUCUUCAUCAGUUUUUCCCUGCUAUGAAGGAAUCAGAAAUAAGCAACUAUGACAAGUACAGAAUUCUGAUUGUCCUGGAUGGCUUCGAUGAAUGUCGCCUUGACCUAGACUUCAGUCAAAAUAUGGAUUUGACUGAUGUGAAAAAGAAAGCCUCCGUGAAUGUUCUGCUUGCAAACCUUAUCAAAGGGAACUUGCUUUCUAAAGCUCAAAUUUGGAUCACCUCCCGACCUGCAGCAUCCAGUAAGAUCCCUGCUGAUAAAGUUGACCGGGUUACUGAGGUGCGAGGAUUCAAUGAUGACCAGAAGGAGGAAUACUUCAGGAAGAGAUUCAGUGAUAAGGAUCUGCUUAUUAAGAUCUUGUCCCAUGUCAAGAACUCAAGAAGCCUUUAUAUCAUGUGUCACAUCCCAGCCUUCUGUUGGAUCACUUCAAAAGUUCUGGAGGACUUUGUGAUUCGAAACCAAGAAGAGGGCAUGCUUAAGACGCUGACUGACAUGUAUCUUUGCUUUCUUUUGCUGCAAUGCAGACAGGCUAAUUUUAAAUAUGGUUAUGAGGAGACAAGUGAGAGUUCUGAAACAGAUUCAUGCUGGAAUACAAGGAACAAAGACACAAUCCUAUCUUUGGGUAAACUGGCCUUUGAGGAGCUAGAGAAAGGAAACCAUCUCUUCACUGAAGAAAACCUGAUAGAGUGUGGUAUUGACAUAGAAAAAACUGCAGUGUUCUCUGGAUUAUUUACUCGGGUUACACAAGAAGGGUGUGGGCAGUACCUGAAGAAUUUUUUCUGUUUUGUCCAUUUGAGCAUUCAAGAGUUUCUGGGUGCUUUUUUUGUGUUUCAUGAGUUCAAUAACAAAGGACAAAAUCUACUCUCAAAACCCACCUCAGUGGUUGCAGACUUGUCUGCAUCUGACUUCUACAAGAGAGCUGUGGACAAGGUUCUAGAUAAUGAGAAUGGAGACUGGGAUCUGUUUCUUCGCUUCCUGCUUGGUCUCUCUCUGGAAACAAAUCAAAAUUUACUGAAAGACCUUCUGAAAAAGACAGAACAUAGCAAAGAGACCAACAAGAAAAUAAUUAACUACAUCAAAGAAAAAAUUAGUGAAGAGAUCCAGGAUUCGAAUAAAAACCUCAAUCUUUUCCACUGUUUGAAUGAGCUCAAUGAUCAGUCUCUUGUUAACGAAGUGAAAAAGAAGAUGCUGUCAGAGACGAAGGCAUUUGAAAAUUUCUCCACCUCCCAGUGGUCAGCUCUGACUUUUAUGCUGCCUAUGUCCGAUGGAAACCUUGAUGUGUUUGAUCUGAAAAAGUUCUUGAAAUCAGAAAAAGUUUUUCUGGGAUUGUUACCAGUGGUCAAAGUCUCCAAAACCACCUUGCUGAGUUGGUGCACACUCUCUGAGGAGUCCUGUAAAGGUCUAACAUCCUCAGUCCUCACUUCCACAUCCUCUAAUCUCAUAGAGCUGGACCUGAGUCAUAAUGACCUGCUGGAUUCAGGAGUGAAGCUACUUGCUAAUGGCCUAAAGAGUUUACACUGUAAACUAGAGAGUCUCAAGCUGUCGGGUUGUCAGGUGACAGAGGAAGGCUGCUUUGCCCUCGCCUCAGCUCUGGAUUCCAACCCAGCUUCCCCCCUGAAAGAGCUGGAUCUCAGUUACAAUCAUCCAGGAGACAGUGGGUCGAAGAGGCUCACUGCCGUAGCAGAGGACCCAAAAAGGAAACUGCAGACAUUGUGUUUGGACCAUGGUGGAGCACAUCGGUUGAAGCCGGGAAUGAAGAAAUAUGCUGUAGAUUUGAAGUUUGAUGAAAAUACAGCCAGCAAGCGACUUGUUUUUUCUGAAUCAAACAGGAAAGUAGGAACUGUAAAGACAGUGAAGGAGAAUGUUUCACGACUUGUAAAUGAUCAGAGGUUUAAGAGGUCUCAGGUGUCUGGUGAGGAGGGCUUGAAAGGCCUUUGCUACUGGGAGGUGGAGUGGAGCGGGGAUGUUGCCAUCUCAGUGGCAUAUGGAGAAGUUUCUACAAAAUGGGACAGCAGUGGUGGCCUAGGAUGCAACAAGAUGUCCUGGAGUCUUCGCUGCUCAAAGGCUGGAUACACUGCCUUACAUGGGAAAGAAUCCACACCUAUAAAUUUGUCCCCUUGCCGUAAAAUAGCAGUGCUUCUGGAUUGGGAGGGUGGUAGUGUGAGUUAUUACAGUGUGACAUCAGAAGAGUUGAGCCUUAUACACACCUUCUCUGCCAAGUUCAACCAACCGCUCUUCCCAAGCUUCUGGUUCAGGAAGGGCUCUGUGACUUUGUGUGAGAUCGACUGAAGGACUUGGGGGUGGGAAGAGCUGAUGCCCUACUGAGCAUUUAGGGUUGUAUAAGCACAAGUGCAUCAUUUCAGUUCUUAAACAAUAAUAUGUCACGCUGUUUUUGUUCAGUUGUUCAUACUGAAAGUCAAUAUUAACUGUGCAAAGUGUUAGGAUUUAAAAUUUUAGUUUCUCUCUGUGUCUGACUGAAUUCUUAACAAUGAAGACAAAAGUAGUUUUAUCUAGAUAUUAUGCUUUGUACAAAUGAUUUAAUAAUAACCUUUUCCUUCCUAAUUUUUAAUCUACAAAUUAGAAAUGUUUUUGCAUCACAACGAUGGUCAGUGUCACAGCUGUCUUGAUGGGAGAGUCUAGAGAGAGUUUGUUAUGUUUCAUUUGGUGCAGCCAAGAUGGCAGGAGCAUGAUAUUUUCUACUCAAGGCUAGGUUAUGGAACACAACAUCAAACUAUCAGGGUAGGGAGAGUUGUCUAGCAACCGGCAGAGUAGCGUAGGAGCAUGACGGAGAGCUGCUUCUAUGUCACUUUCUGGAUUCGGUGACAAGAGGCGUGGGACUGCGGCUGGACCAAUAAGGGUGAUCCAAAGUGAUUUGCGGUGACACCCUUCCAAUAUUUUGUAACCAAUCACAUUAAAUCUACUGUUAUAAUUAUAUCAAACCCCUUCUGUCCGGGGCAUUUUGUUAACUUCCUAGUGCUAACUGAUUUAGCCUAGGCUGUAAUAAUUUUCCAUAGCUAUGUUUGUUCAACUUUUCAUUGUUUCUUAAUAAACACUUUAAUUAGACCAGACUGUUAUCAUUUAUUAAGGAUAAAAGAACACCCUUGACAAAAGGUAGAAUUGAAGUUAGAUGACACUGACAUUUUUUUUUUUAACUGCUUUUAUGCAAAGUUUUAAAUUGAUACAUUUCAUGUUUACUUAAAAGGAUCAUUGCGUUUAAAAUUUUUUUUGUGAUAUGUCAUAGGGCAACUAUUGAAAACGAAUUGUCUAUGCGUGGUUAUUUUGUGAGCAGCUACAAAUUGUAAAAACAAACAUGCAGGAGCAGAUUUCAGUUUUUAUGCUCCACAGAUCUGGAAUAAAUCAGAGCUACUACUACACAUCUAUUGUAUUUGUC
Limanda limanda (common dab) is the source of this 7964-nucleotide messenger RNA. RefSeq lists its product as uncharacterized. The record is from RefSeq and is a predicted model, not a curated record. The coding region runs from base 2570 to 6862 and encodes 1430 amino acids. Gene Ontology annotation, molecular function: protein binding. The transcript is spliced from 11 exons. NCBI's taxonomy places the organism in Eukaryota, Metazoa, Chordata, Actinopteri, Pleuronectiformes, Pleuronectidae.